Messenger RNA from Cataglyphis hispanica, 4722 nucleotides. It is a transcript of the gene fng, whose product is annotated as fringe glycosyltransferase. Gene Ontology annotation, biological process: regulation of Notch signaling pathway. NCBI's taxonomy places the organism in Eukaryota, Metazoa, Arthropoda, Insecta, Hymenoptera, Formicidae. Gene Ontology annotation, molecular function: O-fucosylpeptide 3-beta-N-acetylglucosaminyltransferase activity. The record is from RefSeq and is a predicted model, not a curated record. Gene Ontology annotation, cellular component: membrane.
UCGACGGAUCGUCGCGCGCCGGGUAACAGCAGAUGUUCGCGGUGUGUAAGGCUCGAAUUGUGUUUCGCGUCACGCCGUGGCGACCUGUUACUCUCGAAUGGUUGACAGCUCGACAAUCGCACAGACAAUUCCGAUUUCGAUGAAAUGCCAAGCGGGUGAUUCGUUCGCGCGCGACACAUUCCGAUUCGAUAGCUCGGAGAAAAGUGACACGAGCGAAUGUGGACGUGACAAAUAAUACGAGUGCGUGAGUCGCGUUAUCGAUGCGUAUUUUCUCUUUCAACGCGAUGUAAAAAGUUUCGUUCAAUUGAAACUUUUUAGGGCCGAUACAUACAGUCGAUCGAUUUGCAUAAAACGCUCGAUAGUUACGAAAUGAAGUGUGUCACGAGACGUCAGCGCCGAUCGACAAAGCUGCGAGAUUCGAAAUUCUUGAACAUUGUUUGCGCGAAGUAAUGUAAGAUAAACGCGACGCGCAAAUUGAUACGAAUUUCGACGCGAAAUGACGUGUCGCAACAACGGAUUCGCGAUCUCGCGCGAAUAUGAUUGACGGACGAUCGGGGAGUUUCGAGAAUUUGAGUGACGCGAGGGAGAGCGUGCGAGAGAAAGAAGAAAAGCGAGGGUGUUUUUCGGUGUACUUCGGUAUAUACGACGUGACGUGACGUCACGUUGGCGGGAAAUAUUCGCGGAGUGAUUUGUUGACGAUCGGAAGGAUACGCGAGAAGUACGCGACGUGUUAUGGUCCGUGUGUUUUCGUUCGCGAUACGAAACGAUGAUAGUGACGUAGCGGCGCGGUCGUCCAUGAAUCUCGAGGAUAGAUGCUUAGAUCUCGCGGUGCUGGUGGGACAAGGGUGGUCCCGCAAGACCGUUAACAGCCCUUGUCAGGCUCGUACGCCGCUCGUCGUCGUCGGCGCCGGGCACGGUGCUACCGGCAUGAUGCCACGAGGUCUGCCGACGAGACGUGGCCUGCAAACGUUAGCCCUCGUCAUCGCCACUGCUUACGCCACGAUUCUUCUCUACCAAGCUGUCGCACCGCGUCAGUGGAUCGACGAGAUGAACGUGGCGGAAGUGAAUAGCCGAAGCGUGAUAGUGGAAGUGCCAGCAUCGAGGAAGUUAAUCAGCGAGGAGUCGGCGGUGACGCCGCCGGUGGCGACGGCGACCAUGGCACCGUCCGCCACGCACCUCGACGAUGUAUUUAUCAGCGUGAAGACUACCAAACAUUAUCAUCAUUCACGUUUGCCGGCCAUCAUCAACACGUGGUUCCAAUUCGCCAAGAAUCAGACCUGGUUCUUCACGGAUAGAGACGACCUGUACUUCCAAAACCAAACUCAUGGUCACAUGAUUAACACUAAAUGCUCGUCCUCGCACAAUCGGCGGGCUCUCUGCUGCAAGAUGUCCGUGGAAUUUGACAGAUUUCUCGACAGCGGCCGAAAAUGGUUUUGCCAUUUCGAUGACGAUAAUUACGUGAACGUGCCACGCCUGUUGAAGCUCCUGGACAAUUAUAACCCGCGGGAGGAUUGGUACCUUGGCAAGCCCUCGAUACCUGCGCCCUUGGAGAUCAUCAGGCAGGGUCCGGAGCCACAGAAGCGACCGCAAAAGGUGAAGUUCUGGUUCGCCACGGGUGGCGCCGGAUUCUGCAUCAGCCGAGCAUUGGCACUAAAGAUGACUCCGGUUGCUGGCGGAGGAAAAUUCAUCACUGUCGGCGACAGAAUCAGGUUGCCAGACGAUGUAACGAUGGGUUACAUUAUCGAAUAUCUCCUGAAAAAGCAACUCACAGUCGUAGAACAAUUUCACUCGCACCUGGAGCCGAUGAAGUUCCUGAAUAAGGAUACCUUUCACGAGCAGGUCUCUUUUAGUUAUUCUAAGGGAUCUAGAGAUGAAUGGAAUAUCCUGAAGAUUGAUGGUUUUGACAUGAAGGACGACCCAAAGAGAUUCAAAUCCAUUCACUGUCAUCUGUUUCCACAUGUUCCUUAUUGUCCGCACAGAUGAUAUAAGAUCGCGCGGCGAAUAUAAAAAUAAAAAAAGUCGAAGAACUUAGUGAUCUCUCAUUGGUAGGGAAAAUGUUGGGAGGAAACGUGACUUCUCGUAAAGAGGAUGGAGCAGAGAAUUUAAUUCUUCAUUGCGGAGAGGAAACGUAUGAAAGAUCAACAUACGGUGAGGAGCAUUACUGAAUUAAUAACAUAUUCUUAUAUAUGUACGAAGUAAAUUACUCUUGUACAUGUAUACACAUACAUAUAAUACAAGAAAUAGAAAAAUAAAUAAUAUUACAGUGAAGUAUGAUCGGUUAAAUGCACUGAAAUAUACACGUAAUACAUAUAAAAAUAUAUAUGUAAUACAUCAUGAAAUAUAAAAGAAUUAAAAAAUUAAAAGAAGACGAAAAAUACAAACGUGAAAAAAAAUUUAUUUAAAACUUUUAUUGAUGUAUUGAUGAUAAAGAUUUUUAUUAUGUCUCUUGGCCGGUCAGGUCUAGAAUCAUAAGAUACGGGUGAGGAUAGAGAAACAAAAUUUAUAUGAGAUUUUCAUAAAAUGGAUCAGAACAUGGGAAGAAUAAUGAUUAUUGAUAAUUAUAAUAAAUUGAUAAUUAUAAUAAUAAUUAUAUUAACAUAAAAAAGUUUUAAAACUUUGUUUUAGCGUAUGCUGUGAUUAGUAAUACUUCACUUGUGUUUAUUUUUUUCUAUUUUUUUAUAUAUGGAGAGAGAAAGAUGUAUAACAAUUUUUCUUUUUUAUAAAAUAUAUUAUUUCAUACACAUGUAUACAUACAUAUGUUGUUAUGCUCCUUAUUUAUUAAUUAGUGAUUGCAAUAAGAUCGGAAAAGCACGUGAUGAGAAUUUUGAUUAUACUCGCAAAUUCUCUUGUUGUAUAUGUGUAUUACUCUUUUCUGUCUUUUAAAAUAUUUGUAUAAAGUUGUACAUAUAUAGAUAAUUAUCUUCGAUUCGUUUUGAUAAUUUUUAUGCGGUGCAAGUGAAGCUUAUAUUUAUGCAGUAGAUUGAAAACGAACAGAUAAUACAUGAAUAAAAUAUAAAAAUAAUAUUAAAUUAAAUAUAAAUACAAUAUUAAAAUUGGGACACUUUGGGACUGUAUGUAUUUAUAUGCACGAAGUGAGAAGAAAAUUUGGAAAAUGAAAAAAAAGGAAGAAAGCACAAGACAGAUAUUGAAAGACGACACUUUGUAAAAUUAUAACUUCGAGAAAGAUAUGCACUCAACAAAAGUUCCGCAGAGUAGCAAUUCGCAGAUGAUGAAGACAAGUAAUUUUGCUUUUCUACAUAUUGCAUAAUGUAACCUGCACUAGCACGCGUGUAGGCGUAUGUAACAGCUGCAUCUGUGCAAUACGAUACAUGUAAUUGUAAUUCGCUGACAGUCUCGUCAACGCGAAAUGGAAUUAAGCUAGUCCCUCGCAGAAAGACAGACAGCUGUAUAUAAUGUGAUAUUUAGUGCGCGCGAAUUUUUAUUUGUACACGUAUAUCUUUUAAUGUCUCUUCUUUUCAUAGGAUUUUACAUCGUCAAUUUUCUACGAAGCUAUAAGAAAAAAUAUUUAUAUGCGCUAUAUCGAAAUAUGUGUGCAAUAUCGAAUAUAUGAGACAUUUAUUUUCAAAGCUGUGUGAAUUAUUUUUGAUAUUUUAUAUUAGGUUGGCAACUAAGUUCCCGCCGUUUUUUUAAAUUUUAACAUUCCGCAUGUCGUUAAAUGUUUUUGGCAUAAUGUUUUAAAAAUCAUUCGAAAGAAGACGUUUUGUUCUACCGGAAUCUGUUUUUUUUUUGAGUUAAUUUAUGUUAAUUUUCAGAUCAUUAAAAUGGAAUGUCAAGUUGAGAAAAAUGAGCAUUUUCGACACCUCCUUCUUUUUGCUUUUAAUCAAGAUUUUAAGGCCGCAAAAGCUCGGAUUUCCACCUCUUUCGAUCUCUUUCAAAUGCUAUGCGUAGAGUUUCGUUCAAUACUGAUGCAGAAUUGAGAGCUUGGUUGGAUGAAUUUUUCGAGUCAAAACCGGAUGAUUUCUACCAACGAGGUAUUGAAAAUCUUGUUGAACGUUGGGAAGAAGUUGUAAACAACAAGGGAGAAUACAUUAUUGAUUAAUUAGUUGUUAAUUUUUAUUGAAAAAUAAACUUUUGAAAAAAAAAAAAAAACGGCGGGAACUUGGUUGCCAACCCAAUAGUAAAAUGUACAUAUAUCGAUUUUGGAAAAAAAUUAUUAUACACAAUUAGACUUACACUAUUUUGAAAGUAAACGAUUCAUAUUAUUAUUUGUUGCUUUCAAAGGACGAAUUUGGCAAUUUGGCAUUAUUUGAGAAGCGCGAGGGAAGCUUUAACAUUAUACACAGGUGAGAUCUCAAUAUAUAUUUAUCGAUAAGAUAUGUAUCAUAAUUACAUAUGUAACGUGAUAUAUGAAAUGAACGCAAAAAUUAUUAUAUAAUACUGUCGAUGCUGUUGUUAUUUCGAUAUAAUGGCGAAUUUCGAUAUAUUGAAUUGUACGAUAUUGAUUAUAUGCUGUGCGAUUAUGUUUUACAUAUAAUAGAUUGUAUAUGCACACAAUGAUUAUAGGAUUUUCAUAUUCAUCUUCGUCCAUGAUACAUGCAUCCUUUAUUCUCCACAACGCUGUUUUCCUAUGCAUUAUAUAAUAUGCUAUUUCUAUUUUCCUUGUUAUUUCCCGACAAUAUAUUUUUAUCUUUUUGAAGGUAGGAUGCUGUUGUGUUAUCACAAUUCUCGUCUUUUGAUUUUUCCAGUGUGUUAUUUACUAAA